AUGGAGACCCUGGCGACCUACCUCCCACCUUCCUUCCAUCCCCUAAUGGAACUCCUCGAACCCCAUACGCAAUGGCUCAGCAUCGCCCUCGUUUCCAUAUCCGCCCUCUACCUAACAACAAUCUACGUGUCCCACAAACGAGAGUCCACCGUCCCCUUCAACGUCCCCCUCCCACCCGAAAUCCGCUCGAACUAUAACUGGACCGGCAAGAACUGGGACGAUGCAACCGGUGAAGAAAGACGGGUCCUUGAAGGCCAAGUCCGUGGACAAUGGGAUAAGGAUUUGAUUAUGAGUUAUUGUCCUGCGGACGGACGGGUGUUGGGGAAGGGGACUAAGCCUGCGACGAGGGGGGUUGUUGAGAAGGCUGUUGAGGAUGCCGCGGGUGCGCAGGUCGAGUGGGCGAGGACGGGGUUUGCGGAGAGGAGGAGGGUGCUUAGGACGUUGUUGAGAUACGUGCUCGACCACCAAGAUGAUAUCGUUACUGCUUGUUGUCUUGAUUCCGGAAAGACGCGAGUCGAUGCUGCGUUUGGCGAGAUCCUGGUAACGGCUGAGAAGUUGAAAUGGACCAUCGACCACGGCGAAAAGGCAUUGGCACCUGAAUCUAGACCGACGAAUUUCCUCAUGAUGUACAAGAAGAAUAUGGUUACGUAUGAGCCUUUGGGCGUUGUCUCGGCGUGUGUUUCUUGGAACUAUCCGUUCCACAACUUCAUCGGACCGGUUAUCAGUGCGUUGUUUGCUGGAAAUGGUGUCGUGGUUAAGCCAUCGGAGCAGACUGCGUGGUGUACGGCAUACUUUUUGGAAAUGGCGCGUGGUGCACUUUCGGCAUGUGGUCAUUCUCGGGAUCUCGUGCAGAGUGUUGUUUGUCUGCCUGAUGUUGCGGAUGUGUUGACGUCUCAUCCUGGGAUUUCGCAAUUGACGUUUAUUGGUUCGAAGCCUGUGGCGCACAAAGUAUGUGAAUCCGCAGCCAAGUCGUUGACACCUGUGUGUGUGGAACUGGGUGGUAAGGACCCUGCUGUUAUCCUGGACGAUUCGAGAACCGUGAGUGAAGCGUCGUCCAUCGCCUCCGUCCUCAUGCGCGGCGUCUUCCAAUCCGCUGGCCAAAACUGCAUCGGCGUCGAACGAGUCAUCGCCCUCCCCGGCAUCUACAACAAACUCCUCGACAUCCUCACCCCCCGCAUCAAAGCCCUCCGCCUAGGCUCAGUCCUCGUCGACUCCACCUCCAAAACCCCCUCCACUCCCGACGUCGGCGCUAUGAUCUCCCCAGCCUCCUUCGACCGCCUCGAAUCUCUUAUCGAAGAUGCAGUCCACCACGGCGCACGCCUAAUCUGCGGCGGAAAACGCUUCUCCCACCCAACCCACAUGCACGGCCACUACUUCACACCCACCCUCCUCGCCGACGUAACCCCGGAAAUGCGCAUCGCGCAAAUCGAACUCUUCGCCCCAGUUUUCGUCCUCAUGCGCGCAGACUCCGUCCCCCACGCCAUCUCCAUCGCCAACUCCACAAUCUACGGCCUGGGCGCUAGCGUCUUCGGCUAUAACACUCCCGACGUAAACAAAUGCGUAUCUCAGAUAAAAUCAGGCAUGACCUCCGUCAACGACUUCGGCAGCUACUACGCAGUCCAACUCCCCUUCGGCGGCGUCAAAGGUUCCGGGUACGGCCGGUUCGCCGGCGAAGAAGGACUGCGGGGGAUUUGCAAUGUGAAAUCUAUCUGCGUGGACCGGUUCCCGAAACUCAUGGCGACGCGGAUUCCGCCGAGAGUGGAUUAUCCGAUUCAGAAGGGUGAUAGUGCUAAGCAGAAUGGAACUGGGGCGUGGGAGAUGUGUAAGGGGGUUGUUGAGACGGGGUAUGAGAUGGGGGUUGGGGGGAGGGUUAGGGGGAUUGUUAGGUUGUUGGGGAAUAUGUAG
This is a messenger RNA of Aspergillus glaucus CBS 516.65, 1905 nucleotides long. RefSeq names its product aldehyde dehydrogenase family protein. Gene Ontology annotation, molecular function: aldehyde dehydrogenase (NAD+) activity. Lineage: Eukaryota; Fungi; Ascomycota; Eurotiomycetes; Eurotiales; Aspergillaceae. The transcript is spliced from 2 exons. The record is from RefSeq and is a predicted model, not a curated record. Bases 1 to 1905 code for a protein of 634 amino acids.